AUGCAGGAGGAAGAAAUGUACACCUCUCUCCAAUGGGAUAACCCAACAUCAAACCCUUACCAGAAAAAUCUGCCUUCCAAAUGUUCAGGAACACGGUGUCUUGUGAUAGUGAUUUCAUGUAUUUUCUGCAUGGGCUUGUUAACAACAUCCGUUUUCUUGGGCAUCAAGUUGUUCCAGGUGUCUGCUAUUGCAGUGAAGCAGCAAGAAAAACUCAUCCAACAGGAGAGAACACUGUUGAACUUCACACAGUGUAAUAGAAACCAUGACUUCCAGAUGAAAUGCUGUCAAAUCCUCAUGAAAAACUCAUUAAAUUCAGCCCAUCACUGCAGCCCUUGUCCAGACAACUGGAUUCAGAAUGGAGAAAGUUGUUACUAUGUCUUUGAAAAUCACAAAACUUGGCAUACCAGUAAACAGGUUUGUUUGAAGGAGGGCUCUAAUCUUCUACAAAUAGACAACAAAGAAGAAAUGGACUUUAUCACAGGCAGCCUGAAGAGGAUCAAAAGCAGCUAUGAUUACUGGGUGGGACUGUCUCAGGACGGACUCAGCGGACCUUGGCUUUGGCAAGAUGGUUCUUCUCUUUCCCCAGACCUGUGCCCAGUACAGAGACUGCAAUCACCUAACCUGCUCUGUGGAUACCUCAAAAACAAGAUCCUUUUUUCAGCUAACUGCAGCAGUUGGAAACAUUUUAUCUGUGAGAAGUAUGCAUUAAGAUCUUGCAUCUGAAAGAAAUUGUGCUUUAAGUGAUCUCUCUAUUACAAUAGUAUUUGUAACAGGCCCUUGGAAAACCUGCUACAAAAAGCCAAAGAGCAAGUGCAGAAGUAAACCAAUGCGUGGGCUACGAAGCUAGCUACCUGGGACACACAGCUUAUUUUGUCACCUACAGUUCGUAAUAUUCUUUAAUACUUUCCAGAUACUUCUUUGACAUUGUUCAAAUUACC
Messenger RNA from Equus quagga, 938 nucleotides. RefSeq names its product C-type lectin domain containing 9A (gene CLEC9A). Gene Ontology annotation, cellular component: cell surface; membrane. Gene Ontology annotation, biological process: receptor-mediated endocytosis. The transcript has 6 exons. The record is from RefSeq and is a predicted model, not a curated record. NCBI's taxonomy places the organism in Eukaryota, Metazoa, Chordata, Mammalia, Perissodactyla, Equidae. The coding region runs from base 1 to 723 and encodes 240 amino acids.